Messenger RNA from Brettanomyces nanus, 834 nucleotides. RefSeq names its product S-adenosylmethionine transporter (gene PET8). Gene Ontology annotation, molecular function: S-adenosyl-L-methionine transmembrane transporter activity. The transcript has a single exon. Gene Ontology annotation, biological process: transmembrane transport. The coding region runs from base 1 to 834 and encodes 277 amino acids. Gene Ontology annotation, cellular component: mitochondrial inner membrane. NCBI's taxonomy places the organism in Eukaryota, Fungi, Ascomycota, Pichiomycetes, Pichiales, Pichiaceae. The record is from RefSeq and is a predicted model, not a curated record.
AUGACUCAACCUAAUUUAUAUUUCAUCUCUUUAGUAAGCGGUGGCUGUGCUGGCACUGCUACCGAUCUUACCUUCUUCCCUAUAGACACUUUGAAGACCCGGUUACAGGCCUCGGGAGGAUUUUUCAAUAAUGGUGGCUUCAAAGGACUAUAUAAAGGACUAGGCUCGGCUCUAGUAGGUUCUGCUCCCUCUGCCUCCUUAUUUUUCAUCACUUAUGAUACUGCAAAAAGGUAUUUUCAUAGAGUUCUUCCUGCCUAUUUCAAUAAGGAGUCUACUGCUUUUAACGUUGCUCAUAUGAUCAGUGCUUCUAUGGGGGAGAUCGCUGCGUGUACGGUUCGUGUUCCUGUUGAAGUGAUCAAACAGAGAACACAAUCUCUGCAAUUUAGAACUUCCUGGGAAUCGUUCAAAUAUUUAACAUCCAAUAAGUCCGGUGAAGGUGUUUUACGUGGGCUCUACAGAGGUUAUGGUACUACCAUUAUGAGGGAAAUACCCUUUACGGUAAUUCAAUUUCCUCUCUAUGAAGGUUUGAAGGCUCGCUGGGCUUCAUAUGAUCAUGUCGAUAGGUUGCCGGCUGGAAAGGGUGCCGUAUGUGGCUCUAUAGCUGGAGGUAUUGCUGCCGCUGUCACCACUCCAUUGGAUGUGCUUAAAACUAGACUUAUGCUAAAUAAAGAAAGGAUCGGUGCCAGGCAUAUGAUCAAAAAGAUGAUCCGUGAAGAAGGAGCUAAGGUGUUUUUCAGUGGUAUUGGUGCAAGAACCAUAUGGAUCAGUGCUGGUGGUGCCAUCUUUCUAGGGGUAUACGAAGUUGUUAGUUCAACAAUGUAUGAGCCAAAGUAG